This is a messenger RNA of Cydia splendana, 2982 nucleotides long. RefSeq lists its product as uncharacterized. The coding region runs from base 334 to 1809 and encodes 491 amino acids. NCBI's taxonomy places the organism in Eukaryota, Metazoa, Arthropoda, Insecta, Lepidoptera, Tortricidae. The record is from RefSeq and is a predicted model, not a curated record. The transcript has 7 exons.
CCAGUCAGUCGUUCUCCGGACGUCGGGGGAUGCGUGUCGCUGCCGACGGCUCGUUCGCGCUCGAAACAUCGUACCGGCUCGGUGUGUUUGUGUAGGGAUGUUUGCCCCGAGAUAGUGCGGCCUAUAAAGCGACGGAAGGAUUUGUGACUGUGCUGUGAACUGUGUUUCAGAGUCGGACGAAAGUUUGCCGUUCAGUGCUGCUCCCGGUUUGAUGAUUAUACUAUCAAGAUCUCCACGACGAAAUUUGGCCCAAUACAGGAUUGAAGAUAAACAAAUGUCGCGCCUAUACGGAGCAUAUCCUCGAUAAAAAGACAACAUAGAAGAAAACUGCGUAUGGCCGAAAAGUACAACGAUAGUCCAAUUAAUGCGUCACCGUACGCUUUUUGGACAAGCCGACAUGAGUGGAUCAAAUCCAGUGGUAGAAAAAACCGUGAAACACACAAUGAAGUAAACAAAAGAACUGACAAGAAAAAUAAUGACAAUGAUUGGAGUAAAGAACAGAGGAUUACAAGUAAUAGUCGUGUUAUAGCGACAGAAAUAGAAAAUAAUGCAAUAAAUAACGAAGAUGAAGAGAUUAGAAAAAACGUAUGGAGUGACGUCGAUGACGAACUUUACAUAGCCAAGUUGAUUGAGUUAAGGACUUCACAUGAAGUGAAGCGUGAAAUACGUGAUACUAGUGCAUAUAUAAGUGACGAUAUCAGUGAGGUUGUGAAUAGUGAUAAGUUAGAAUACGCGAUGUGGGACUUGGAGCCCACGGACCUAACGGAGUGUGACUGCAUGGGACCACCUCCAGAAUUCUUGCUGCCACCACCGCCUAGGCCUCCGUUUCUACAAGCGGACUAUUAUUGUGGUGACGACCCCAUCCCAGACUUGGAGACCUGCGACACAGAACCAAAGAUAGACGCGUACAACCACAGCGGGCCGUCACUGCAAACCUCCGCCGUCAUCGCACUCUGCUCCAUCGUGCUGGUCCUUGGCAUCUUCGUUGGUGCUAUCCUAGUUUGGAAACACAAGCGGAAAGUCACCAAUCUCCUGCCAUCCAAAUCCUCGGCACCCAACCAGACCGGCUCGCAGCGACGGGCGCCGCCGCCAGCGCCGUUAUACGAGGACCUGCAAGACUUGCCGAGACGACCACCCAUCCCACACAGACCGGACAUUGAGCCUCAAUUGGAGAUGGUAGAAACAAAGAGACCAGGCUGUCCCGGCCGAGUCUUCGUAUGCGGAUCGGGAGGCACAUGGCGCGGUGGCAACUCCUGCGGCGGUGAUACCUGCGGUGCCCCCCUCUACGAGGAGUUACCCCACCGCUCUGACGACUCCCUACACAGCGACGACCACUUCGCCGAAGACGAGCUCAGCCUCGUAGGCGAAGCGGCACCCUGUCGAACGUGCUCCAAACCACCCGCACCACAGUCUCUACCGCACCGUCCCAGACACCACCGUCUAGACCGGCGGCCCAAAUCCUUAGAGAGACGACGAGCUCAACAGAGAAUGCCGAGGCAUAUGCAUCCACCCGAUCCCUCCGAAUUCCAUGAAGGCGUUUUGCUAGAUGCGUUACUAAGACUAUACCCUCAAGUUGGGACGGUAGGCGCCAGGCCGCAAGGACCUAUACCUGUUGGUGCGGGCGGCGCUUGGCCUGGCGGAGAUUUACCAGGAAUAGGCUGCUGGAGAGGGCCAAGGGCGUCUCCAAAGCCUCCGAGCGGGGACUCCUCCUUUGGAUCCGAUUCAGGAUAUAGUAAUAACACUUGUGGUACAUGCGGCACGAGGACCUCCUCCCGGCAUCGCCUCUCUGCAGAAAUACCAAUGUCGUGAACUGUGCAGUGUCCGAACUAAGUGAUAAAGAUUUGGUCAUGUGCCAUAACUGUUCCUUGUGAUAUACGGCAGUUAAAAUCAUAAAACAGGAAUGAAAUCGAAGCAAUUUAUUGUUAAACUUUAUUGGCCUAAAUUCAACAGAGAGUACGGCCUUUUCAAUUCUCAUGCCUUCAAUAUACAUUGUUUCUGGUUAGUUUAAACUGUGAAUUGUUAUUGACUUGAAUAAAAUUCGUAGUGUCUAAUUUUGUACGAUUGUGUAAAGUAGCACUCGGGUCCUAACUAGUUAGGCCUGUAAUGUUUUGGAAUAUCCACUCAAUACAAUUAUUUUCAUGAAUAGCUUAGCGUUAAAUGGUUUUUGUAUAUAAUUCAUGUGACCAUAUUUUAAGUAGUGAUAGAAGUUUUGUCCUAGUAAGUUAUUUCGAACUAGUCCUAAAAUUAUCACAUUUAAUAUGGAUUAUAAAAUGAAAUUGUAAAUUUUAGUUAAUCAUGAAAGUUGUACAUCAGUUUGCUGACAUGUAGAUAUUGUAAAUAUUUUGUAGGUAAAUGAAUUAAUAUGUACUGUAAGAAUAGUAAGAUAAAUUUUAUAAUCAUAUCACUAGGGGUGGGUUUCUCCUAUCAUUUUAACGGUCAAUAAUCAGCCUAUUUAAAUAAAAAUGUUUGGAGAAAAUCCCCUUCGAAAUUAUUUAGACAUUGCAUAAAAGUUUAAAUCACUUUUUAUUUCUAAAUACACUACAUAUGCAGUUUUCUUCUUAUUUCCUAUAACUGGUGCUAACAUUUCGUACUUUUUAUUUUACAUACAUGGCUGUUUAGUUGAUUUCUUAUUUAAGCAAUUGAUUUCAUUUUAAUCCAUAUUUAAUAUUAUCACCAGCCUAUUAAGUAUAGAUCCCAUUUAUAGGAAAUGUAAUGACUUUAUAAAAAAAGCUAAAUCUUAAUCUCAACAACUAUGUUUUUAAAUUAUGUUAAUAUCACCGUUUUCCUUGUCAAUGACAUAUUUAUUUUGGCUGUCCAAAAUGUUGUUUUUGUUUACUGUUUUUUGUAUUUAAUUUAUUUUACUUUGUUUAUUUUUAAUCGUAAUACGAUCGCAUCACUAAUGUAAUUAAAGUUUCGGGCGAUUCGUCCAAUUAUAAAUAUGAGGAGCACAAUAAAAUGAAAAAUAAAUACAUUUUUAAUGAA